UCGCCAAUCUCGUGCCCCAGCAACCCUGUCACCUAGCUGUGUCCUUUCUCAGCGCAGUGCGGUACACCGGCGGACGCCCCAGAAAGCUGAGAGCUCGAAAAUAUAUUCCAAACUUCUUUAUUUUAUAAAUAAUUUAAAGUUAUAGGAUUCAUUUGGUACUAAAUUUUGAAGCAUCAAGAUGCCUGUGGACGUAAUGUCUUUUGCUAAGGAUUUCUUAGCUGGUGGUAUAGCAGCUGCUAUAUCUAAAACUGCUGUAGCUCCUAUAGAAAGAGUUAAAUUGUUACUACAAGUACAGCACGUAUCUAAGCAAAUAUCAGCUGAUCAACGAUAUAAAGGUAUUGUUGAUUGUUUGGUCCGCAUUCCCAAAGAACAGGGUUUCCUCAGCUUCUGGAGAGGUAAUUUAGCCAAUGUCAUUCGAUAUUUCCCAACUCAAGCUCUGAAUUUUGCCUUUAAAGACAAGUACAAGCAGGUUUUCUUGGGCGGUGUCGACAAGAGGACACAAUUCUGGCGAUAUUUCCUGGGCAACUUGGCUUCUGGUGGCGCUGCUGGGGCAACAUCUCUUUGCUUCGUAUAUCCUCUGGACUUUGCCCGUACCCGUCUUGCCGCUGAUGUUGGCAAAGGAGCACAGAAUCGUGAGUUCUCAGGUCUCGUCAACUGCUUGGGUAAAAUUUUCAAGUCUGAUGGACUCCUCGGUUUGUACAGAGGAUUCAGCGUGUCUGUACAAGGUAUUAUCAUUUACCGAGCAGCUUAUUUCGGUUUCUACGACACAACUAAAGGUAUGCUAUCAACUGAUCCAAAGAAUACUCCAUUGGUGGUUUCUUGGAUGAUUGCUCAAACAGUCACAGUUAUAUCCGGCAUUAUCUCUUAUCCCUUCGAUACUGUCAGAAGGCGUAUGAUGAUGCAGAGUGGACGAGCCAAGGCAGACAUGAUGUACAAAAACACCUUGGAUUGCUGGGCCAAAAUCGCCAAGUCAGAGGGAUCUGGAGCUUUCUUCAAGGGAGCUCUCUCCAAUGUUAUUCGAGGCACUGGUGGUGCCUUUGUAUUAGUUCUCUACGACGAAAUUAGAAAUUUCCUGGUUUAAAUUAAAUUAUUAAAAUUUAAAAAAGAAAAAAUCUAGACAUUUUAAGCAAUGCAAGACAUUUUGAAAUGAAUUUGUAGUGUCCAGUACUGUAACUAUCCAAAAAAAAAAAUUAAUUAUCAAAAAAAAUUGAACUUUAUUGAUACCAAUUUUCCAAAAAUAAAUUAUAAAAGGCAUUGUUGAUUAUUUUGGUGUUUUUUUACAUUCAAAAUGAUUUCAUUAAAAUAGGCAAUCAUAGUUUUUUUUCUUCAAGAGGCAAGACCAAGUGACGGCAUUAGUGCUUGAUAUUCUACUUUCGCACUGCGAGAUAAAGGGAAAGACAAUGGAAAAAAAAAAGAUGAAGUAUUACGUUUUGCUUAGUUUAAGAGUCCCCACCAUUUUUCGUACGAGAAAAGGAACUAUUGUUUCAUAGAUGUACAUUGUUUCAUAGGUGAAAAACUUGGCACUUUUGUUUCUGCUUUAAAUAAAAGUCAUGUGACUGGAAUUUAUAAGUUACGUGUUUCCAGAAACAUCGUGCUAAUAAAUAUCUUGUGAUA
Parasteatoda tepidariorum (common house spider) is the source of this 1614-nucleotide messenger RNA. RefSeq names its product ADP/ATP translocase 1. Gene Ontology annotation, molecular function: ATP:ADP antiporter activity. Gene Ontology annotation, biological process: mitochondrial ADP transmembrane transport; negative regulation of mitochondrial outer membrane permeabilization involved in apoptotic signaling pathway; mitochondrial ATP transmembrane transport. The record is from RefSeq and is a predicted model, not a curated record. Gene Ontology annotation, cellular component: mitochondrial inner membrane. NCBI's taxonomy places the organism in Eukaryota, Metazoa, Arthropoda, Arachnida, Araneae, Theridiidae.